AUCUCAAAUCUAAAAUGAUGUCUAAUGAUCAAAUUUGGGACCUUCUCGGACACCAAAUUCAAAUUGAACUUGACACGGGUGACGUCAGAAGACAAGAAUCUACGACAGGACACUUGAUGACAAGGGAUCCUGUUAGCCAAUCGCUAUUAAUUGCGAAAAUUGAAGAAAAUUCUACUUCAAUUAAAUCGAUUGAAUGGAUACCAAGCUGCUCCGUGAAAUCGAUCAGAAAACUUAAAAAUACCGAAAACCCGGAAAUCCACGUGGCAAUCGAGAAAUACUUCGAGAAUGACGGAAUAGAAGGCGGUAGCAGUGGAGCUGAAGAUUCAGAGGAAGAUAUCAAGAAGAGAGCUCAUCGAGUGGUUAACUAUCUGAAAUCUCAUCAUUUGGAUGUGGUCGAGAAGCCUAAUGGCACAUACAUCAUCGCUGGAACUGUUCGAUUUGAGAGACCCUACCAUAAUGCAAACCUUUAUUGUGACAUUCCAAUUGUACUGAAACGAAUUUUGAAACUUGUUGAAGAAAUCUAAUGAUAUUGUGUUGCCAUUAAAUUAAAUAAUUCAAAUAAUAAAAGUUUUCUAUUCUUCU
Caenorhabditis elegans is the source of this 582-nucleotide messenger RNA. Its product is annotated as AD domain-containing protein. The transcript has 2 exons. The record is from RefSeq and is marked reviewed. Lineage: Eukaryota; Metazoa; Nematoda; Chromadorea; Rhabditida; Rhabditidae. Gene Ontology annotation, biological process: spliceosomal complex assembly. The coding region runs from base 18 to 524 and encodes 168 amino acids. Gene Ontology annotation, cellular component: nucleus.